UAAUUUUCCGGUCCUCCUCUCGGGUCUGGGUAAACACCACCACCCCGAUUGGUUGUUUGUUUUAAACGUGGAACGAUCCAUCGCACAGCGCCGGGCUCGAUUGACACUGUCUGCUGAUCUGCUGCUGCGGAUUGCUCAGAAUAACAAGGCUGCUCGCUAAUUCCUGUCUGUCUAUCGGGGCUUUCGCCGGAACGCCGCGAGUAGGGUCCCAAAAAAAUCCCGCUGGGCCGGCUAGAACGCCGCUCCGCCGCUGUCCGCACCCCACAAUGGCUUCGGGAGACCUUUACGAGGUGGAGCGGAUCGUGGACAAGAGGCGGAACAAGAAGGGGAAGUGGGAGUACCUGAUUAGAUGGAAAGGAUACGGCAGUAAAGAGGACACCUGGGAACCCGAGCACCACCUGCUACACUGUGAAGAAUUCAUUGACCAGUUUAACAGUUUAAGACUGCAGUCACGCAAACGAACCAAACUCCCCAACAGCCGCAGCCACCCGCACACCAUCAGCCAUACCUCUGCAUUAGAACACUCCAGAGCUCGCUCCGAGGCGUCCAAAAAAAAAAGAACUUGUGAACAGGCGGUGGGGGUUAAAGUCGCCUCUGGUAUGCGAAUUGGAGGUGGAGGACUGGGACCCACUCAGAAGCAGAGGAGGGCAGGUGUUGAUGGAGGAAAACAUGCUUUUGGAGACAAAAUAAGCAAAGCCAUGACGCACAAGGAUCCUCGCUUUUUCCACCGGUUGAAGGAUCCCGACAGCAGACUGCAAAGUGGAGAGAUGGACGCAUCCAUGUACAGGACAGCAGCCAGGUCACAAAGACUGCCUUUAGAAAGAGUGGAUGGAGAAGUGGGAAACAAAGACACCGCUGGAACACAUUUUCCUACUGAACUAGCCAAUGGGAAGCUUCACGUCCAGAGCUCAGUGAAGAGGAAGCUGGCGGAGGAGAAAGGCUACGUGUUUGACAAGCGGCUCAGGUACAACGUGCGACAGAACGAGAGCAACUGUCGGUUCAGAGACAUCGUUGUCAGGAAAGAAGACGGGUUCACGCACAUCCUGCUUUCAAGCCAAACAACAGACAACAAUGCUCUCACACCAGAGAUCAUGAAGGAAGUUUGUCGUGCUUUGGGCAACGCGGCGGCUGACGACAGUAAGCUGUUGCUGCUCAGCUCUGUGGGGACUGUUUUCUGCAGCGGUCUGGAGCCGUCGUACCUGAUUGGACGUUUAUCCACAGACCGAAGAAAAGAGAGUAGCCGAAUCUCUGAUGCCGUUCGGGACUUUGUAUUGGCAUUCAUCCACUUCAAGAAGCCCAUUGUGGUGGCGGUGAACGGGCCUGCGAUGGGGCUCGGGGCGUCCAUCUUGCCGCUGUGUGAUGUGGUGUGGGCCAGUGAAAGAGCCUGGUUCCAAACUCCAUGUGCAGCCCUCCAUCUGACACCUUCUGGGUGCUCUUCCUACACCUUCCCCCAGAUCCUGGGUGUGGCUUUGGCUAAUGAGAUGCUGUUCUGCGGUAGAAAACUCACAGCACAAGAGGCGUGCAGUCGAGGUCUGGUCUCACAGGUCUUCUGGCCAACGACGUUCAACCAAGAGGUGAUGCUGCGUGUGAAAGAAAUGGCAUUGUGUAAUGCUAUGGUGUUAGAAGAGUCCAAAUGCUUGGUGAGGAGCUUCCUCAUGCCGGUUCUAGAAGACGUUAAUGAGAAAGAGUGUCAGAUUCUCAAGCAGCUGUGGUGUUCAACCAAAGGCCUGGAGGCACUCUUUAGUUACCUUCAUAAUAAAACCUACGAAAAGUAACUUUAAAGCUGGUCAAUGUGAGAGCAUCUGCAGAGGACGUCCAGAAUGACAACCUGCUCUAAAGGCCUGUGUCCAUCCACGAUCCAUGGAAGCGUCAUCUUUCAUCUCUACGAAGAAAAUAAAAACAGUUCUUGUGAUUUUUUUUUUUUUUUUUAGCUGAAUUUCUGGACGGCCAGUUUCUCUUCUGUGAAUCAAACAGCAAAGAGCCAUUGUUAAAAAGCUGAGAGCGCCAUCAUGGGGGUAUAGAAAAUCAGAGUCAGGCUUGAUUACAAGGGAUUUUGAGUGAAUAUAUUAAUAUAUUUAUUUAUGGUGUAAAAAAAAAAGUUUUUAAUAUUGAAAAUGUAUUUUUUUGUGAUUUAUAAAUGCACAGCUACAUUUAAGGCUCAUCUUGAGGAAAAUACAAUCUAAGCUUCAAAGAUUAACUUUAUUGUGUAUUUCUUUAUGUAUGUAGACACACAAUGUCUAAAUCUUUUAGGAUAUCAAAGAGAAUAUUUAAAUAUCUAUUUUUUGUAAACUUAUUAAAUGGGGUCACGCUCUAAGAUCCAGUAAAAGCUAUCAAUGGAUUACUGCAUUACAAAAGAAAAAAAAUAUAUAUAGUCUACAAAUUUUAUCUUCAAAUCUUCUCUGGACUCAACCUUUCUUUUAUGGUUUUAUUUUUAGCAUUAUUUUAAGUUUAUUCUGAUAGUGUUUUGUUGUUUUUCUCAAGAUGGUCUUAAAAAUGGCUAUAAUAUUGUAAUUACUUUAGGAUCGAACCAAAGUUUGGCUUUAAAAAUCUUCCCAUUUACUCACAAUUCUUAGUCAAAUCCUUAUAUGUAAAACAGAGGAAAACUCAAUUAAAAACUAACAUUUAGAAUAAUGCUUCAUUUAAAAAAAAUGUUUGUUUCACACCCCUAUUAUAUAAAGUCUUUAUUUUCAUGGCCACCAAAAGGUAGUUGAAUCAAAACUGUUUGUACGCAUGCACUGUCUCUUUUCCAUACCGUUUUUUAAAUUAAAAUUGAGAUGUUAAUGAAGAUCAUAAAAGAGGUGAAGAACACUAGAAGUCUUAAGUGACUGCUGACUGUGAUUUAAGCAAACGUCCACCAGAAGAAGGAUCCGUGAAGUUUUACCCGCCUUCAAGCAGCAACCUCACACAUGAAACUGUGAUCGUUCCUCCGUAGAACCUACACUCGUAUUUAGCCGUGCAGGUAGUUGUGUGUAAAGUGUGAUUGUCAAAUGAUCAAACUCGGAUAAUCGUUUUGCUGUUGCUUGACUACUGUUGUUGUCUCUAAGGACACAGAAGAAAUCAAACGUCGGUGAACAGCAUUGUGGAAUUUCUUUGUCCGUGGAGUUUCGUAUUUACCUGCAUGUGAAGAAAGUUUUAUAUUUUUCAUAGUAAUACCACAUGUAGGGAUCUAUUUUGUUUUACCAAAGUGUAAAUGUUUGCGGGUGUAUGUAAAUGUUUUUUGUAAAACUUGUCCAUUUUUCAGAGAAAACCUAAAAAACUGACUGCUUUCUGCAAUGUUUGUACAGCAUGUAAUAUACUUCAUGAAUGUAUUUCCUGUCAGAAUGCCUUGAAUUUUAGGGUAUAAUUUGUACAUGCGUUGUAAGUAUUGUAGCACAAAUGUUGGGCGUUUAUAUUUGUAUUUAUGUAUUGCUUUAUUUGUGCAAUUUGGUUUGCUCCUAAGGCACCACAACAAGUUUCUGUCCCAAAAAUUGUUGAUGGAGGUGAUGGUGUAGAUAAUCGAAUAGUAAAUGGUACUUAAAAAUCCAACCUAUUUAAUACUAGGAGAUUAUUUUUAUUGUGUAUUGAAAAUGUAAAGUAAUUUAAGAGAGAUUUUAUUUUGCAGAGCUUUAUUGGUAUAAAGAAACUGAAAAAUGUGUUUAGCUGCACUUCAAUGAAAUUUUGUUUUUCUGUUUAGUGUCCUCUCAGCUUGUUUAAUUAGUACAAACCUAAAGUACAAUCACUGAAUGAAUCAUUUUAGCCCAAAGAAAAUUCUGUGAGAAAAGCUAUUUAACUUGCAAACUUUGGUCUUCUUACUCUGAAGAAUUACUCCUAUUAAUCUUUAAUUAUUGAGAAAGCCCAACAGAAACACUUUUUCGGCGGAAAGUAACGGUUCAUAUACUCCAUUUCUGCUUUUAGCUCAAUUAUGAAGCAAAGAGGUCACGACUUCUGUACAUCAGCAGCAAAUCACUUUCACCUGCAGGGUUGGCAGGGGUGUCAAUUUUUAUUUAUUUUUUUAAACAUCACAGAUUACACAAAUACUUUUACUUUUCAACAGGUUAUUUCUCUGUUUUAUUUUCUAAGUUUGUGUCCUGGCAUGUGCUUAAUGAUGUGAUUAGGAUGUCGGUUAAAGGAUGAAAAAUACCUAGAAACAACUUAUUUUUCCUCAAAUAUUUAUUAUAAAUGCCUAUUCUAAAGGU
This is a messenger RNA of Oryzias melastigma (Indian medaka), 4175 nucleotides long. Its product is annotated as chromodomain Y-like protein 2. Bases 267 to 1775 code for a protein of 502 amino acids. Gene Ontology annotation, molecular function: transcription corepressor activity. NCBI's taxonomy places the organism in Eukaryota, Metazoa, Chordata, Actinopteri, Beloniformes, Adrianichthyidae. Gene Ontology annotation, cellular component: nucleus. The record is from RefSeq and is a predicted model, not a curated record. The transcript is spliced from 7 exons.